Clupea harengus (Atlantic herring) is the source of this 3600-nucleotide messenger RNA. It is a transcript of the gene tbck, whose product is annotated as TBC1 domain containing kinase. Lineage: Eukaryota; Metazoa; Chordata; Actinopteri; Clupeiformes; Clupeidae. Gene Ontology annotation, cellular component: nucleus. Gene Ontology annotation, biological process: protein phosphorylation. Gene Ontology annotation, molecular function: ATP binding; protein kinase activity. The record is from RefSeq and is a predicted model, not a curated record.
AAAAACGUAAAAAUGUUCAAUCUUUGACGCUGGUUAGGUCUGCAGUAGACUGCUGAGUUCAUCAUUUUCGUUUAAAUGUGUAACAUUAAAACAACGUUAUCAAUGUAUGAGAGCAGAAUACAUACCUUGCGUUAAAGUUAAACGGCAAAGAGUGACUGACAUUGUGGACACGCUGCACAGACGAGACGUGUAUUCUGGAAUGAGUAUGAAGCCACUAAGAGAUGCUAUGUUGGGAGCAUUUACUUUCUUUGCCUCUCCACUCCCUCAUGAUGUCUGUGGCAGCAAUGGACUCCCUCUCACCCCCAACUCUAUCAAGAUACUGGGACGUUUUCAAGUUUUGAAAACCAUCUGCCAUCCCAGGCUAUGCCAAUAUGUUGACAUCUCCAGGGGGAAGCAUGAGCGGUUGGUGGUCGUGGCUGAACACUAUGAAAAUAACUUGAUGAACUUUCACAAGCAGUGUAAACCACUCUGCCCAGAUCAGGUCCUACAGAUAGCUUAUGAGAUCUUAGAGGGACUGGAUUACAUGAACAGACAUGGAAUGGUUCAUCGAGCCCUCUGUCCCCAAAACGUCCUUUUGGACUGUAAGGGUAAUGUCAAGUUGGCCAAAUUCGGUUUUUAUCACAUGACAGAUCGCGGUGCAGAUGUGGACUUCCCCAUAGGACACCCAUCAUAUCUGGCCCCAGAAGUCAUUGCCCAAGGCCUGACCCAUCGAAGCAGGUCUUUCUAUGGUAAAGCCCCAAGCGUCUCAGGACCAAAGGCGGAUGUGUGGUCCUUGGGAGUAUUGCUCUUUGAGCUGUGUGUGGGAAGGCGUCUCUGGCAGAAUAUUGAAAAGAAUGAAAGCUUUAAAUUUAUACUCAACUUAGGCUGUAUGGAUGAUAUAGUCACAGUUCUUGCAGAGGAGCAUGGAUGCUUAGAGGUGAUUAAGGAAUUGCCUGAGAAUUUGACCAUUUUACUCAGAAAAUGCUUAACGUUUCUUCCUUCGAAAAGGCCCACACCUGCCCAGCUCUUGGAUGACCCUGUGCUUGAGCAUGUCUCUGGCCUAAUGGAGCCUUUCUAUAAGUCGAUCAGCCUCUUCUCAUCCUCCCUACGCUCCGCCCACCUGGAACUCCCUGACGACAUCACUAAUCUUUGCAAAGAUGAGGGAGAGGACUACCUCACAGAGAGGGCCAUCGAUGAGGUGUAUUACCUCUGGUGUCUAGCUGGUGGAGACCUGGAGAAGGAGCUGAUAAACAAGGACAUCAUCCGGUCCAAACCGUCCAUUUGCACUAUAUCAAAAUUCAUUUUGGAUGAUGGACAGUCAUUUGGUCAGGGCAGGGACAGAAGUUUUCUCUUGGAUGAUACCACUGUGACCCUGUCACUGUGUCAGCUCAACAAUAGACUGAAGGAUGUGGCUGGUGAAGCAUAUUAUCCACUGCUGGAGGAUGAGCAAUCUAAUCUACCCCAUUCCAGCAGCAACAAUGAGCUUUCUUCUACAGUCUCCCUGCCACUCAUCAUCCGCGAGAGAGACACAGAGUACCAAUUAAUGCGUAUUGUACUCUUUGAUAGGCUUCUCAAGGCUUAUCCAUACAAGAAGAAUCACGUGUGGAAGGAAGCUCGUGUGGACAUUCCUCCUCUCUUCAGAGGCUUGGUGUGGGCAGCUUUACUUGGUGUGGAGGGAGAUAUUCAAGCAAAAUAUGACGGCAUUGAUAAAGACACCCCUAUACCAACAGAUAGACAGAUUGAGGUGGAUAUCCCCCGCUGCCAUCAGUAUGAUGAGCUCUUGUCCUCCCCACAAGGGCAUGUGAAGUUUCGAAGGGUCCUGAAGGCCUGGGUGGUAUCACACCCUGAUCUGGUCUACUGGCAGGGUCUGGAUUCCCUAUGUGCGCCAUUCCUCUAUUUGAACUUCAAUAAUGAGGCUCUGGCUUAUGCGUGCAUGUCUGCAUUCAUCCCGAAAUACCUCUACAACUUCUUUCUGAAGGACAACUCGCAUGUGAUACAAGAGUAUCUGACUGUCUUCUCUCAGAGUAUUGCCUUCCACGAUCCGGAGCUCAGUAGUCAUCUGAAUGAAAUUGGCUUCAUUCCAGAUCUUUAUGCCAUUCCAUGGUUCCUUACAAUGUUCACACAUGUCUUCCCUCUUCACAAGAUUUUCCACCUGUGGGACACACUGUUGCUAGGCAACUCCUCAUUCCCUUUCUGCAUCGGUGUGGCCAUAUUACAACAGCUCAGAGAUCGCUUACUGGCCAAUGGCUUCAAUGAAUGCAUCCUGCUUUUCUCUGAUCUACCUGAAAUUGACAUUGAACGCUGUGUUCGGGAAUCCAUCAAUCUUUUCUGUUGGACUCCCAAGAGUGCCACCUAUCGACAGCAUGCACAGGCUCCCAAAACCACAGGCGAUGGUAGCAGCAUCAGCAUCAGCAGCUUUGGCAAAACCAGUAUCUACCUUCAGUCAGACUAUCAAGACUUUACUAAGACCGAUUUGUCUCGGGAGCCACUGAAGUUGUCUGAUUUGAAAGCAGAGCUGUCUCCACGAAUCUCUGCAGAAGACUUAAUUGAUUUGUGUGAACUCAGAGGCUCAUCUCACUUCAAGACGCCCAACAAGAGAGCCAAGGUUGGCAAACCUAAGAUACUGGCAGUGGACAUCCGUAGCCCAGAGGACUUCAACCGAGGCCACAUCUCUGGCAGCAUCAACAUCCCCUACAAUCCAUCAUUCGGGUCUGAUGGAGAGCUAGUCACCUGCCCUGCUGUUAAUACCCUAAGCAGCUAUAGAGGACGGGUAAUCAUAGUUCUCAGCAAUAUGGUGAAGAAUGCAGUCAUGUUUGCCACUCACCUGCUUAAAUUGAAUUAUCCUCGUGUCUGUGUCUUGGAUGGAGGCAUCAACAAAAUGAAGGUCACUGGACUCCUAACUGUGCCCUCUCCUCAGAUAUGAUUUACAAACUUAUUCAGGAUAGGUUGCUGCAGGAACUUGUUUUAGGAACUUGUUUUAGUCAUAUAUAACACAAUCGUUGUAUCAUAGUGAUUACCUGGAUUUUGUAAGAGAGUAUGUAUGUACAGUAUCAGUAUGUGGCCUCAAGAAACCAUAUGUUUUUUUUUAACCUUAUUAGGAAUAUCACUGUUUAUCUAGGGGAAUACCUGACUCUCUUUGUUCCUAAUGCUUAAAUUAGUCUUUAAUCCACAAAAGCACAAACCACAUGAGCACUGAACAAUGACUAGACUAGACUAACUAGACUAUAUUAACUAUGAAGUUAAGCAUCAGCAAAGCUGUACAAAAUGUUGCUUUCUAGCACUUCCAUCAAGUUGCUGUAUCCGUUUAUGUACAGUUGUGUGAGAAGACAUUAAGCACAUUUCUGUACACAUGAUUCUGUGCUUAUUUUCCUUUGUUGGAUUAGGGAUGCUUCAUGUCAAAAAAAUUCCAGAAAGUUCCCAUAACCUCUGUUAUUAAUAACAAAUAACAUAAUACUUAUCUUUCUUUAUAAUACCACCUUUCAUGUAAGAAAUUUAGCUCAAACUGAAAUGUGUUUAAUCAUGAAACUGCUUUAUUUUAUUUACUACUGUGUGUGUGUUCACACUACUUACUGCUGAUCAUAAAAGAGAAAAUAAACCAUCUGACUCAAGUUCAAGACUCAG